This is a messenger RNA of Fusarium sp. VM40, 1821 nucleotides long. NCBI's taxonomy places the organism in Eukaryota, Fungi, Ascomycota, Sordariomycetes, Hypocreales, Nectriaceae. The record is from the annotation of a GenBank genome assembly.
AUGGAUCCCAUGGAUUAUAUGUUACCAAACAACCACAACAGGCCCUCCGGUCAAUACGAUCCUGUGCAUUCUUCCUCGAAUCACUGGUCAUCUCACCCUCAAUCACAAAAUAACCCUCCGUACCCAUGGCCAACACAAAACCCGAGCCUGCCUCAGCUCUACUCGCAUCAUUAUGGCCUACCACCCGGAGCCAACUCCAUUCCAGAUUCGUACAGCCACCAUGCAUCUAUGUUACCACCUAUGUUAGGCCUGUCAUCUUCGAGUGCCUUCUCAGGUGGCAUGCCUGGCCCGAUGCCACCACGACCAAAUGGCCGCAAUCAACCGUAUCGCAACGGUAUGCCAGUCCCCGCCUCGCCAAUAACAUCCGGUACUGGCAAUCACAGUCACCAUGAUACAGCUUUCGCAAAUCAGAUUCCUGCCAAUAGGUCUGAUUUUCAGGCGCCUAUGUUCAAUCUUGGUAUGCCGCCCCUCGGGCCGUCCCAGGAAGUCAAUUCACUGCACCGUUCUGCAUAUUCGCAUGAUUCUGGAGCAAAUAGUAUGAGCCAUAGUAACAACAACAAUUACUUUUCACAUUUUGCACAAGCUCCGCUGCCCCCUCAACCAUAUAACCCGACAUCGUCAAGAAGAGGCCACAUGUUGGCAGCCUCUAUAACGCCCAGGCCUUUCGGUAACAUACCAUCACCAACCAGACCUUCCCCUCCAUCAUCUGGAUUUCGUCGAUCUUAUCCUCGACAACGCAGGUCGGCAUCUCGCAUGAUGGCAACAGAAAUUGGACGUGAAGACGACGAGGAUGAAGGCUACCAGGGCUCUUCUGAGCAUGCCCUUAAUAGUACAGGCAGCUCUGAAUCACCUCCCGAGAUGGAAGAUACUUUCGUUCGACAAAUGCAGCUUGUCAGAGGCUCUGUGUCGACCAAGAUGGUGGCAUCCAAGCUAACAGUUAGGUCGCUCCAAACCGUCAAACUGGAAGAAUUGUCCGAUGCAGACCGAUGUUGUGUCAUUUGCUACAACGAGUAUGGCAUCGAAGCUCCAGAAGGGAUCAAGGAGGUCCCUCUCCGAUUGCCAAAAUGCGGUCACAUUUUCGGUGAUCAUUGUAUCAAGAAGUGGUUUGAAGAUUCGGAUAGCUGUCCGUAUUGCAGGGACAAACUCCACGCGGUCCCCAAAACACAAAGUGGUAGCUCUGCUAGAGCAUAUAUGGAUUUGAUGAGAUUGCGAGGCAUACAUAUUCCCCCUGGCACGUCGUCCGCCAUUGCGGCAGAUGAAGCUCUAAAUCGGGCAGUUCUCGAUAGUUACCUAACCACAGAGCGACAAAAUAUCUCCCCAACUCGACACUCGGGGUCAACAGGAAGAAGAUCACCGCCAGGAGAAGGAAAUGAACACCAGCACCGUCGAAUCCGAGCGCGACAUAGAAUAACUGCAGUGGAUGCUGCAAGACAAUCGGAAACCCGGAAUCGAUCAGUGUCUUUCGAAACGGCCUCACAAACUGCCGUCACUGGAUCCGGACUACCAUCUAUGCAAGAGCAACCUGCACAAUUAUCUACGGGAAGACAUGUUCAAGAGUGGAUGGGGGACAAUGCCCAGGCUGCUAACGAGCCAUCGACGAUCGUACAAGACCACAGCACGGAAACGCAAUUUCGGCCUGGAGCAGCGGCCCUCAGGUCACCAGUGCUGCCUACAUACCCAGUAGAGGCCGUUGAAGGUCAGCAUCCUAGGGUUAGAAGUCUUCGAAGUUCAUUACCAGCACAAACAAGUGCAUCCUUUGAGGAGAGCAUGGAGAGUCCCGAUACUUCACCAGAUCUCACCUACCGCGAAAACCGGCAUUAG